UACAUUUUGACAGCCAAGGAUCAAGCGAGCAAGUCACAAAAUUUCCCCACUUUUUGGCUCCAAAUUUGUAGCGAAAUGUCUGCCCCAAAGAGAGGCCACAAGCACAGCUGGGCAGCGGGCAAGAAGCUGGUGCUGUGCAGCGGCAUCGCAGCCAUGGACUACGUGUCCAUCGUGCAGGAGUUUCCCGAGCAGCAGGCGCACUGCUCCGCUGGCUACUGGCAGGGCUCUGGCGCUGCCUCCAACAACUGCACGGUGCUGCGGCAGCUGGGCGUUCCCUGCGAGUUCUUUGGCAUGUUGAGCAGCCUGCAGAUGUAUCGCCUGAUCGCGGAGGAUAUGCGCUCGCGUGGCAUCCACAUUGAGCAUUGUCCCAGCUGCGCGCAGGCGCCGCCCUUCUCCUCCGUGAUCCUGGCCAAGUCCACGCGGACGCGGACCCUCCUCAGCUGCAGCAGGCAGUUCCCCCACGCUGCCAUUGAGGACUUUCGGCAGCUGGAUCUCAAGCUCUAUGGCUGGCUGCACAUGGACGGCAGUUGCGUUGAGACCACGCGGGCCAUGAUGCAGCAAGUGGCGGCCUUCAAUGUGGCACGUGAAGACAAGAUCAUUCUCUCGCUGGCGCCAAGCCGCGACCUGGAGCUGAUGUGGCCGCUGCUUGACCUCUGCGAUUAUGUCAUCUGCUCCAGGACACUCGCACUGGAGCAGCACUGGCCCACGCUGCAGUUUGCCUGCGCCCAGGUGGACGAGCAGCUGCGCACGCGCCGCGGCCUCCACCUCAAGCGUCCCACUGUCAUUUUUGCUUGGGGCGACCAGGGCGCUGGCAUCCUGGAGCAGUCGGGCAAGUACACUCUCUCGGCGGCGCACAGGCCACGCAAAGUGGUGGAUGCUCUGGGCGCGGGCGACACCUUCACGGCGGCCUUUAUCUAUGCCAUUUAUGUGAGGGAGCGACCCCUGGCCGUGGCCGUGGACUUUGCCAGUCGCUUGGCCAGCCACAAGUGCACCAAGCGGGGCUUUGAUCAUGUUGCGGACAUCCUCAGGCCGCCGGUGCUUUGAGCGCUUCGAACUGCUUUUUGCUGCUCUUCUUUUUGGCCAUAAAAUACUUUUUCUUUGCGGAGGUUUUCGGGCUCCAUCUGGACCCUUUUCUUGCGUGUUUUGUUUGUUGAAAAGUGAAAUGGCCGCUGUGGAGCUGUCAAUUGAAGUCGCUUUUUCCGGGCAAUGCAAAGUGAAAAUAAUGAAAAUUGUCUCCCAUUUAUCACGUAUGCGCAGCGUGU
Molecule: messenger RNA, 1262 nt
Organism: Drosophila guanche
Lineage: Eukaryota; Metazoa; Arthropoda; Insecta; Diptera; Drosophilidae
Product: ketohexokinase
Exons: 1
Coding region: 76-1044 (322 amino acids)
Biological process (GO): fructose metabolic process
Molecular function (GO): ketohexokinase activity
Source: RefSeq, a predicted model, not a curated record